AUGAUGUAUUGGUGUGAUAUUGAUUCUAUGAUAGCUACAACAGAAUAUAAAUUACCAUUACCAUCAUUAGUAAAUGAAAUUAAAUUUGAUAGUUAUUUAUUCAUUACAUAUCACGAUUUAUUUAAAAAACAAUUAGCUGAUUUACAACAAGACCUGAACAAGAUAAAGUUAUAUCUACGUUUUAAAGAUAAUUUUUCAACAUAUCAUUCGUUUUUAUACAGCAAACGUUUUUCUUGUGCAAGUUACUUAGCGUCUUAUACUGAUAACAAUGAACGAAUCGAGUACGCCAAAAUUAUUGUUUUUUAUUUGUAUGAAAAUGUUUGGUAUUCAUUUAUACAACAGUAUCAACGUGCUGCUAUCAAAUUAUCUGAUUAUCUUGAUAUUCCAGAUGAAUUGAAAGAAACUGUGGAUCUAUUUUAUUCUAUUUGUAUUCUCAGUGACGAUUUUGUUGCUAUUCCUAUGUUGUCGAAAACGAAUGCUUAUCGACGACCUUAUCGUUCACAACGCUCCGCACAAGAAGAAAAAAAGUUUUGUUGUAUUGUCUACAUCGAUGAACCAUCCAAAUACAGCAUUGUUGAAUCAAAACGAUUGAUUGAUAUCGAUGAGCAUGGAUACGGUACUAUCAAAGAGCUUGGUAAAAGUUAUGAUGUUCAUGUUGAACAAACAGGUAUUUUUCUACCCAUCGCAUUGAAAUAA
Rotaria sp. Silwood1 is the source of this 696-nucleotide messenger RNA. Lineage: Eukaryota; Metazoa; Rotifera; Eurotatoria; Philodinida; Philodinidae. The record is from the annotation of a GenBank genome assembly.